GAUAUUAUACCACUUCUCGUAAUACUAAUUUAACCGCACAUCUCGAUCACCUGCACUCGUUUCCUGGACAGACACCUCUCAAAAUCAACGACGCGAAUAUCUCCUGGUUGAAAGUCAUACAGCCAGCCCCCUACUACCUAAAGUCACACGCGUCUACUAUGUCAUCACGGAAUCGCCAACCGAGGGCAAGCUUGAAUCAAGAUGCGGAUGAAGAGCGCAGGCUGUGGAAUACGAUUACAGACCGUGUGAAACAAAUCGAUAGUAUGGAGGCACGAUCCGCAGCUAUCGGUGCUGAAAUCAUGGAUGUGGAAAAGCAGCAGGCUACUCUCAUAAGCGCAGACAAACUCUCCGACAUGGCUCUCGAUGAACGGCUAGAAUCUCUCUACCGCGAAAAUGUCAAAAUCAGCGAAGAAGUCAGUCACAUUAUAGAUGGCAACUCUGACGACAUGUCUCUUCUCGAUAGCAUCAAGAUUCUUGCCGGACUGCGUGAAGCCUCUGAAGAAUCACUGGUAAACUCUCGCUCGCACAGCAAUUCAAAAGGCCGUAAUGCGACUAUGAAGAGGAAAGCAGGGAGCAUGGAUGUGGAUGAUGAGGCAAGUCACGUAGGGAGUCCGCGGCCAGGGCAAAGGCAAGCUACGGAUAGACUAGCCGUCGAGGGAAAGAGUCGAGAGAGGAAUCGAGAGAGAAGUGUCACCAGCACGAGGGAAGUGAGCGUGAAGCUUGAAGAUGGAGCCGAGAGUGUGGCAUCCAGUGUCGAAGAUAACGCAGCGAAUGAGCCCAGAACCAGCAGACUACAACUCAGUCUUGGAGCUCACGUCUUCUACCGCAACAAAGGUCGCACUCAAGAAGGUGAAGGCAUACUAUGCCGUGUCACAAAUGUCAUUGGCGAAGGCAAACAACGGCGCUACGAAAUACAAGACGCAGACCCAGAUCCGGUUCCUGGCGGCGAACUUCCACCACCCUAUCGAGCCAGCGUCGCACAUCUCAUGCCCAUACCAACCGAGAACAAAGGUCUCGCAGACUUGAACAAAGGCCGUAACGUGUUAGCCCAGUAUCCAGAUACAACGACAUUCUACAAAGCAGAAGUAAGCGCAAACUGGCGCUCCAAAGACCUAGGCACCGAGCGUGGCGAUUACGUCCGUCUCAGCUUCGAAGGCGACGAAAUGAAAGUCAUGGAAGUGGAACGACGCUUCGUACUCGCGGAAAAGGACAAGUAGUUUGUGAUCUUGAGCCAGGAUGAGAACGCUAACACGGUCACGACAAGGGUCAAGAAGACCAGUUUGGAAGGGGUGAAGCUGCACUCGAAAAACUUGAACAAUAUUUAUGGAUGAGUGGAAGAUCUCAUGCUAGGAAAUGUGAUCUUCCUGAGCCG
Aureobasidium subglaciale EXF-2481 is the source of this 1372-nucleotide messenger RNA. RefSeq lists its product as uncharacterized. Lineage: Eukaryota; Fungi; Ascomycota; Dothideomycetes; Dothideales; Saccotheciaceae. Bases 159 to 1217 code for a protein of 352 amino acids. Gene Ontology annotation, cellular component: SAGA complex. The record is from RefSeq and is a predicted model, not a curated record. The transcript is spliced from 5 exons.